Helianthus annuus (common sunflower) is the source of this 1924-nucleotide messenger RNA. RefSeq names its product DNA repair protein RAD50. Lineage: Eukaryota; Viridiplantae; Streptophyta; Magnoliopsida; Asterales; Asteraceae. The coding region runs from base 164 to 1486 and encodes 440 amino acids. The record is from RefSeq and is a predicted model, not a curated record. The transcript has 15 exons.
AACAUUCACCAUUCCAAUAUAUAAAUUCCUCAGUCAACAAAACAUCACUCGAUCCAUUCCAAUUCCAACAACCUACGUAUUGUCGUAUUCUCUCACCAUCUCAACAACAAAAACCUCAAAACUAUCGACCUCGUACAUACAUUUUGAUUCUAAUUACGUAUCAAUGGCGAUCUCAAACCUCCAUAUCAUCCUACAUUCAUUCCUUUUCGCCCUCAUUCUCACUCAAAUUACAGCUCAUGUCACCGGUGAUGGAGUAUCACCUGGAUCGGGUGAAUCCGAAUCGUUUCCGACAGAAUUCGAUAAGCUCAGUGCAAAGAUCCAAUCACUAGAAUCACUUGUUGAUAAGAAGAGUGAAGAAUCAAGAACCAAAGAUGAGAUCAUUACUGAAAAAGAGAAGGAAGUUGUAGAGAAAGAGAAAACGAUUAAAGAGAAAUCAGAUAGCAUGGAUUCGUUGCAAAAUGAGGUAGCUUCUCUUAAGGUUAAAGGGUCAACAGAUACUGAUGAGGCGGUUGAAAAGGCUCAUACAAGGUCCCAGGAGUUAGAGAAGCAGGUGGAGAAACUGGAGCUUGAUUUGGAGCUAAAGGCCGGUUUAAUGCAGGACUUGGAAACUCGAUCGAAAGAACUGGAGAAGAACUUGCUUGAAAUGAAUCCAAAGCUUCAGAAUCUUCAACAGACUAUUGAAGAACAGAAGACAAAACUUCAAAAAACCGAGCGCGCUCUUAAAUACGCUGAGGAGGAACUUACGAAGACUAAGAAUGAAGCCACACAGAAAAUUGGAGAAUUAACAGAGGUUCAUUCUGCAUGGCUACCAGUUUGGCUUGUAGCUUAUUUGUCGUCGACUAAGUCUUAUGUGGUGGCUCGUUGGAACGAGCAUGCAAAACCUGUUUUUGAUACGUUCACAAAGAAGGCUGAAACGUUGGCUGAACCUCAUGUUGACACAGCCAAAAGCAAAUGGAUCCCUGCUGCAAAGGAACAAUGGGUGAUUGUGAAAACUAACGUUGAGACACGUGUGCAACUACUGACCAAAAAGACCAAAGAGGUCUAUGCUCGAUCAACGGAGGCUCUAACUCCUCAUGUGACUAAAGUAAAAGAAAUUGUAAACCCUCAUUUUCAGGUUGCAAAGAAGUUUUGUGAGCCAUACAUUGAUCAGGUUGCUGUUGCAACAAAACCUCACCUUGAUAAAGCACGUGACACUGUGAAGCCUUAUACUAAUAAGGUAGUUCAAGUGUAUAGCAAGUUUCUAGAAUCUGCAUCUAAAUACCAUCAACAGGUUCAAGGAACCGUUGGAGAAUCACUGAAAAAGCAUGUAAUUACAAGAACUCUUGCAACCAAGGAGUUUGUAUGGUUUAUAGCCUCUGCGGUGUUGGCACUACCUAUCUUCAUUUUGUUCAAAGCUUUAUCAGCCAUCUUUAUUGGGACCGCUAAGAAGUCCACUAAAACUAGCAAGCCAAGCCAUACACGUCGUAAGGCUAAACGAGCACAUUGAGACAAGUAGUGAAGCACGAAGCCCAUAUACUCAUUUUACAUUAACUUUAGAUCGGCGUUCUCUGCAGCUUUUAUGAAGCUUCAUGGAUAUUUUCUGGCACCCGUUGUUUGCUGAUGUCUUCUAUGUUUUCUUCACGUAGAAAAAGAGUGACAAAUGGUGUUUUUGAGAAAAAGGUUAUUAAGGACAUGUGUGUAUCAUGUUCUUUUAUUUUAAUGUAGUUCAUUAUUAUGGUUCAGAAUAGAAUAUGAAGAAGAAUAUACCAUUAGCGGGUUGGGAUCUUCUUACCUGUUAAUUUUUUCGUCUUUUUGAAAUAUCCACCACAAGGCUCCGGUUACUACACUAAUUUCUCUGAAUUUAUCCGGCAUUCCAUAAAGUUUGGAGUUCUAUUAGAACUCUAUAUCUGAUUAGUUGUAAACUUAUUUCAAACCUUUUUCGAAA